AUGGACUACCGUGGAAAGCACGUCGCGUCGGUGAAUUAUGACAACUUCUUGCAAGAGGCACCGCGGUUUAACCCCCGCGAGAAACUGAAGCGUUCGGGCAGCCCACUCUUCUAUUCACGGAGCUUCAGGGAGCAUAUUCCGACAUUCCCAACAGUCGCAGGGGCUUUUCGCCCGUCUUCAGCGAUAACGUGGGUGAAGGGGAAAAAUGAAUUUGACAGACAGCUGCAGUCGCACCGCCGUUACCAUUCCCUAUUAGAGAAUAGGAGGAACGUCGAUAAACUGCGCCACGUUCUUUCCACAAAGGCAGCAACUCUUAGCUCUAAGGAAGCUCAGGAAGCACAUGAAAGUACCGUCGCGUUACUAUCGACAAGAAGCAACUCGGUUGUUACAACGCUUGGUCCAUUGUCAUCUUGCAACACCACAUUUAACAGCGACACUUCCACAUUCUCAACACCGCAACGCCUAAAGUCUGUGGACAGCAUAGUGGCGGAUCUCACAAUUAUCCGUGAAGCGGCGGAGUGUCAGUCUUCCUCCCGCCAACUUCGGUCGAACACCAACGGUUCCCUUUGCAGUGAAGGCUGUACGGGUUUAACUCACCUACCCACGUUUUGCGUCCGCCACGGGUGUUUGUUCGUAAAUAGUCGCGCUAAUCGGCGAACGGAACAAACGUUUGUCGACCGUUUCACUUCCUCUGAACUACCGGCAGAAAUCCCAAUGGGCCACGAUAAUUCCUUCACGCAAAUGAUGGGAAACAAAUGUGGCAGUCGCCAUAUCGAUGAAAGACUUCUUACCCUUCUGCGUGCGAGAGACGUGAGCGCCUGA
Trypanosoma brucei brucei TREU927 is the source of this 822-nucleotide messenger RNA. RefSeq lists its product as hypothetical. The record is from RefSeq and is a predicted model, not a curated record. NCBI's taxonomy places the organism in Eukaryota, Euglenozoa, Kinetoplastea, Trypanosomatida, Trypanosomatidae. The coding region runs from base 1 to 822 and encodes 273 amino acids. The transcript has a single exon.